Molecule: messenger RNA, 753 nt
Organism: Tetrahymena thermophila SB210
Lineage: Eukaryota; Ciliophora; Oligohymenophorea; Hymenostomatida; Tetrahymenidae
Product: transmembrane protein, putative
Exons: 1
Source: RefSeq, a predicted model, not a curated record
AUGAUGAAUAAGCCUUACUUUUUUCAUUAAACAUUUUUAAUUUUUUUUCUUAUUUAUUUAUUUAUGAAUCAAAAUUAUGUGUCAUUUUCUUCAAUAUAUUUUUUAGAUAAUUUAAUUACGUCCUCUACAAAUAAAUCAUAUAAAUCAUCAUCGCCUUUAUAAUCUGAUUUCCACAUAUAUUCUAAAUAUUUUUCUGCAAACUUAUCAAAGAAGAAGGCGUAUACUACUAUUUAUUUAUAGAUUUUUAGCAUUUACUCCAUUUUGCAAUCAUAAAUGAAAGCAGUUAUUAUAAUUUUAUCUUUUUAUAUAAAGUUGCGCUUGAUAAAUUUAGAAUCAUUUGUUAUUAUUUUGAUAGAAAAAUUAUCUUACUCACAAUUAAAAAUAUUUGUUAUAUAAUGCAAGAAAUCUUCUGUUCCUUUCUUAUUAUUUGUUUUCAAAGGAACAAUAAGCUAUUUAUCAUCAAACAUUUAUUCAUAAUCUAUUCUUUAUCUUCGCUUAAGAUCUACAUCUCCUCCAGUAAUUUAAUUUUAAUCAGUUAAUUAAUCAACAAAUGUAUUUGUUUCAUCAUUUUCGUUACCCAAAUUCUAUUCUAUCUACGGAUUACUUAUAAUAGAUCUCAAUUAUUAAUUUAGAGUAUUUAUAACAUCUUAAUUUUCAUAAAUCGACUAUUUAUCAUAUGUCUAAUCUUAAUAAAUAUUACUUUUGUUAUUUUAUAUACUUUUACUCAUUUAUUUUAUCUGCAAUUAAUUAUGA